GGCAGCGCAGCAUCCCGAGCGAGCGCAGAGGUAGCUGGCUGACAUGACCGCUCCGCGCGCCGCCCUCCUCUCCGCCCUGGGACCCGCGCUGCUUCUCGCAGGCCAGGGUAAUGGUGAGGAUUUAGAGCACUCCGGAUUCCAACCCACCGAAGAAGAAGAAGCCACAAGUGAAGAAACCACUUCAAGCAUAUUUGCUUCGGUGACCACGGAAGCUUUAGCUGCAGACACGAAUUCCACGAGCGCUGCCGAGGCUGCAGGCCAGCUAGAGUUUAUACUACUGGUGUUGAUCCCAUUGGCUUUGCUGGUCCUGCUACUUUUAUCAGUGGUACUCCUUGCAACAUACUUUAAACGAAAGAGAACUAAGCAAGAGCCUUCCAGCCAAGGAUCUCAAAGUGCGUUACAGACAUAUGAACUGGGAAGUGAAAACCUGAAAGUCCCUAUUUUUGAAGAGGACACACCCUCUGUUAUGGAGAUAGAGAUGGAAGAGCUGGAUAAAUGGAUGAGCAGUAUGAACAGAAAUGCGGACUACGAAUGUUUACCUACUUUGAAGGAAGAAAAGGAGUCAAACCACAACCCAAGUGACAAUGAAUCCUAAAACUGUGUGGUGCUGAUGUUUUCCAAGAGAAGUGGUCCCUGAGGGAGAUGCUGGGCCUGCCAACAGAGGACCAAGAGGAUAUAAUUUUAAUUAAUUGCAAAUCAACAGAGACACAAGAACCUUUUGCUGCUUCCUCCAACACCCACGCUUGCACCGAUGGUAUCACCAGCAGGUGGAAGAACGAGGGAUUGAGAAGUGCUGGGAAAAGCCUGGCUGCCAGCCAGCUGCUCUGAGGGUGGAGGAGGAGUCCUGUGAGGCUCUGGCUUCCGAUCAGUGGGUGUCCCCUCCUAAAAAGCAAAGUCCAGCUGACCUCCCUCACUCUGACCACCGAAGCCCUCGUUACCUUUCUACUUCUUUCCUCAGGGUUCAUGUCAGGAAAUUGUUUUAUCUGUGGUCUCCUGGGCCGCCUUGUUACCUACCCCUCUUUGGAUAAUUUCCUCCCAUUAUUCAAGUCUUCUGACAGGUCAAUUCUAUUCAGCAAGAACAUUCCAGAAGGAAACAACACCAAGCAAAGCAAAUGUUUCAAUGCCUGUACCAACCUGGGGAUGGGAAAACUCACUCCCACCUGCCAAGAAGUUGCAGUGAGAGUCCACAGUCUUGAGAAGGUGUCAUUGGGAAAUACCCAGCACCCUUGGGAGCUUCUGGGAAGAACAAGGAACCUCUAAAGAAAGCUAAAGUCAACUCUGUCACAUUUUCCUGAGGCGCAGUCUUGUUUCCUAUACCUCCCUGGCCUCUGAGACGUGGACAGGGAGUGUAUGCAGGCAGGGGUCAUCUGUCCCCCUGCUGUGUCUCUGAGAGCUUUAAGGUCAUUUGAAACAAACAGAACUGGAACAGGAAAUAACUGUACCCAUGGCAGGGAUCACUCAUUGCGCUCUGCGUUCUUUCCUGCCAAGCUGAGACAAGCCUCCUGUCCCCAGCACUGCAUUCCAGGUCACUCAGUCCAUCACAGACGACAUUCUCUGUGAUAUUUGUUGACAUCCUGUGCUAAAAGCAAUGACGCAAAAUGCAGAAGGAUGCAUUGACCGUGUCCCCUCACAUAAAAUCAGUCUCCAUUUAAUCCUUACUUUUUAAAAUUCUGACUUUAAAAAAGCAAUCUGGAAAAUUGAGAGUCCUUAGCUCCCUAGGAUGCUUGAUAUUUUGUUCCAGGAAAGAAACAAAGAAUGAAACUUUAUUUAUUUUGCAAACCACAUAUGAACUGAGGGGGAGAUGAGGUUAACCACGCUUUUGCUGCUGAAUCUUGGAACUGUGUUUGAAGGGCUGCCUUAAUGCAUCACAGAAACCCUUUCUCCUGCCCUCUUGGGCUCUUUUAAGAAGUCCUUGCCUUCUGAAUUAUGCAGAUAAUUUUAAAUGCAGAGUUCCAGGCCAGGGAGGUCUCACCACACAACAAAAGAUCAACUCUGUCAUGUCAACCACUGCUGUCCUGGGACUGCCUGGAGCUCUGACCACAUAGUCUUCCUGGUAUACAACUUCCCCAGAGUCGUCAGCCCUUGCAGCACCCCUAACACGGCUUUUUGUUUUCACUGAUAUUUUGCAUACUCAUAGCCAACUUACGGUUUGCACUGAUUCUCAGAUAUUUAUGCCAAAAUUGCUGUUUUCUGAAUCAUAACCAUAACUUGCCUAUUCUUCUGGCCACGUUUGUUGCUUUUAAGAUCGUUUCUCCUUCUCAGAAGAGUCUCAAUUUGCUUCUUUCUCUUUCUGUGUAUCUAAGAUCCUUUCUGAACAGAGGCCUUUAACCUUGAUCCAAGCCUAUCAAAUGAUGAACUGGAGAUAUUCUCAGAAGUAGAAGCGUUCUGGAAUCUCACUUUGAUAAAGCAAUAUUUUAUGUUAUGAUAAAACAGUAUGUUAGAUAACUUCAGAUUCCUGAAGAAACAAAUUUGUCAUUAUGCCAUUGAGUUUAUAUCUGAGAAAUGCCCUAACCUGUACAAUUGCACGGUGCACAAGGCACUUUUUAAAAAGACAGUUUCUUCUGACAAGGGACAUGAAGUAAUCACACUGAUAAAGUGUUAAUCCAAACACCUGGAACAUUUUAUUCCUACUCAAUGUGUACCACCAAUGUCUGGCAAUUCCAAGAAUUACUCUUAAACCCAAACUUAAUUUUAUGUUUCAGGUUAUUGUUCGUUAGGAAAAAAAAACCCUCAUUAAUUUGUCCUAAUUGAACAGCAAAUUAGAGUAUAAUCUAACUUGGAAAUUUUGUGAGUACCUGUAAGGUUUAUUUCAUUUUUGUCAUUUUAAGCAAACUAGGUUAACAGUAUUGCCUAGUGGAACUCCUAAGGAAACUUGUUUUAAUAAAUGUGCAAAUACACCCAUCAGUGGACGACUUUUUAGCCAGUGCUGUUAUCCUCUCUCUGAGAAUGGUGUUGAUGUCUAGUCUGGACCAACCUCCGUACCCACAGAUGGCAAAGUCCCCUCUGACUUCCAUAGUUCUGGCAAUGGAAAUAAUAGCCGUGUAAGUGAUGCUUUAGAAAAAUCCUUCUGUCUUCUUUAUGUGGGUCAUAUAAACGUCACUUUACAUCAUCUCUGGACAAAGGCCUUAUAUUGAGUAAACAUAAAAUGUAGCCAUCAGUCUCCUCUUCUUGCCAGACUUCGUGCCAAUUCUGAACCUUAUGGAGUGAUAAAACUCGGUUUCCCACUGGGAAGACAGUGCUGAAAUUCUCAUAGUGGGGGAAAUGUUGAAAUCUUAUACUGAAUUCAAUUAACACAUGUGAGUUUUUCCACAUUCGAAAAUACACAGGAUGGAUUCUGGGGUUUUCUUUUCACAGCUACAACAAGCAGUCCAGAGCAUUGGCUUCACUUAGAAACACAUUUUUGCCAUGUGACAAUAGGCAGCAGAGUUGUUGGCUGUCGAUAAAGACUUCAGUCGGUCUAAUUGGUUAUUAAUAAUUGCAUAGUGCAAUCAAUCAAUUGCCAAGAUCAUUUAUUUUUCAAGCUGCUCUUUGGUGUUGCCUUGAUACUGUCUUGUCUGGUAUCAAAAUUUAACAUUCCUCUUAGUCCUCUUCGGGUAUUUUAUUUUGCUUUUUGCCCUCUUUCCUUUUCUAAAUAACAUGUCAUGUUCAUGAC
Castor canadensis (American beaver) is the source of this 3652-nucleotide messenger RNA. It is a transcript of the gene Tmem154, whose product is annotated as transmembrane protein 154. The record is from RefSeq and is a predicted model, not a curated record. Lineage: Eukaryota; Metazoa; Chordata; Mammalia; Rodentia; Castoridae.